CUUCCCCUUACUGCUCCGUACCUCCUCUGCCCCCGGCAGAUAUCAACUCCGAGUAUUCUUGUCCUUCUCUUCUUCGUCUCAUGUCCCGAGUCUCUCUCUCCUAGGUGGUUCACCUUGUCCCUUCAUCUUUGCUCUUGGAGGUCUCGGCCCCGACACGCUCGUUUCUCACUUCUUCGUCGCUCCCUAUGAUUCUCGGCUCUAUUGCUCCCCCACAGGAGCCGCACUCCUACCGCCGUAGACAUACACCAGCUGCUUCUUUCCUGUAGCCGUGAGGCUCCCACACUCGUUUUCACUUAAUCCACCCCGAGAGAAGAUCAUAUAUAAUGUCCGAAACUGCCUCCCAGACCGCCGACUCGACCACGCCCAAGGCUAGCGCUCCCAAAGACAAAAACUGCCCAUACUGCGGGCAGGCUUUCACCUCGUCCUCGCUUGGCCGCCAUCUCGACCUGUACAUCAAGGAGAAGAACCCCAAACCCCCGGAUGGCCUCCACGAUGUCGACGCCAUUAAGAAGCUUCGAGGAGGCAUCACCAGACGCCAACCUCGAGGCUCGAUGGGCGGCAGGCGAGAAGCCUCGACCCCUAUCGGCACACCCAAGCCCUCGGCAUCGAAGGAUACUCCCGUCCCGGAAAAUGACGGAUACAAGUCCCCCGCGCUUCCGAAGGAUGGCCAGUUUGUGGUGGAUUCCAGCUUUAAAUACCCCUUUCAGCCGACAUGGGAAGCAACGGGUGUUAUGAAUGACAUCCCGAAGAAGGGUAGUUGGGAAGGGGACGCUACUCCUGAGCCCAUGAAGCGCCCAGGCAUGCAGCGAGCCGUGAGCAAACAAGCCAUUCAGAAGGCCCAAUUCGAUGUAAAGCAUAAAUUGACUGAUGCCAUUGAUACCGCCCGCGCUGCUGAGUUGGCAUUGCGAGAAUUGCUCUCCUCUUGGCGAGCAGCUAGAUUGCAGCUCGAUACCAACUCCAUGCCCUUCGACUUCGACCCCCUGUCCCUUGACUUCCCUGCCUUGACGCUUCAAUGCCUCCAGCCGCCCCCGACCCUUUUCUCUUCAACCCAGCACCCGACCUCAACCUCAUGGUCUGUCCAGUCACCAGGACAGCGCGAGUUCGAUGCCCUUCGAUCAUACUUCCAGGCGGAGUUCCGAGCCUGGAAGUUGACGUGUACUUCAGCGACUUCUUCUGCCGCCGAAGAAUCGACAUACCCCCCUAACAUGGGCCCUUAUCGAGACCUACGUGAGGCAGUCCGAAACGCAGAACAAACCGCCGAGAAUCUCGAGGCACAGGUCAAUGAGCAUCUGCAGUCUGCAUACACAGUUUGGGAUUCAUUACCUGUUGCACGACGCCAAGAGCUCUGGAUUUUAGAACUGGCACGGAGCGUUGGCAGAAAACACAAAGAGACGGAGAAGAUGAAACAGGAGCAACACAAACUGAAGCAGGAGAACGCCAACCUCAAGUUGCAACUUGAGCAGCUGAACCGACUACAACAACCCCGAGAAUUCAAAAUUUCGCAACCAAUCACGGUACCAAUGGAACGGGAGCUCCUUACUGCACUACUCGAGCAAGGCGCCAAGGGUGGAAAGGGGAUGGGCUUUGGCUUGGAGGACACCCAGGUUGAGUUGAGCUCAAUUGUGUCAAAAUCUAUUGAGCGUUGGAAAAAGGUCAUCGCAUCCACACGGGCCAGCGCGACUGGUAUGAACGCCCAAAGGCCGUUGGAUCAGACGGUACAGCCGAUUGGAGGAGCCACCAUUAAUGGGCAUACACAACCUACACCCAAGGUUCAAACGCCAGUACCACCUCCACAGGUGCAAACUCCCCAACAGGCGGUGCUGCCGCAGCCGCAGAAACAACCACAGCAACAACCACAGCAGCCGCAGCCGCAGCCGCAGCUUAAGCGAUUAUCCACAGCGAGCACAACUGGCGGCAUGAGUGAACAAACCACGGGCUCAACCACGACGACUGCUCCACCCUCGAUCGAAGAAAUGAGUGACCAGGAUGCUGAUGCUGAGAUGGAGGACGACGAUAGCUUCGCCAUAAUGAAUCCAUCACCGGUCAAACCUCCUCCACCUAUGCAGCAGCAGGCUACACUUGAAGUUCCUCGGACGAGAGCACCCAUCCAACAACGCACAAACCCGGACCCACGAUUCAUGAUGCCAAAUGGCAAUGGCAGCCCCGUGGGAAGGGCAGCAAUUGCGAUGAGUCGGUCGAUGCCUAACAUGAACAUGGCUAUGCAAACUAGUGCAAUGCACGGGGGCGAUAUGGGUAUGGCGAUGCAAGGAGUGCGAGGGGAUCCCAUGUAUAUGGAAUGAGACGCCAAUGUGACACCAGGUAUCAGAGCCUCCGUCGCGGGGUGUGGUGGUUGCUUGUAGGGCUGACAAAGAUAUUUUAAUGACCAAAGACUCACAGAGCGUAGUUUGGCUUGCUCAUGAUGUGUUAAUACGAACACUAUUGUACAUUGG
Molecule: messenger RNA, 2450 nt
Organism: Ilyonectria robusta
Lineage: Eukaryota; Fungi; Ascomycota; Sordariomycetes; Hypocreales; Nectriaceae
Exons: 2
Coding region: 324-2300 (658 amino acids)
Source: RefSeq, a predicted model, not a curated record